Spodoptera littoralis (African cotton leafworm) is the source of this 459-nucleotide messenger RNA. The record is from the annotation of a GenBank genome assembly. Lineage: Eukaryota; Metazoa; Arthropoda; Insecta; Lepidoptera; Noctuidae.
AUGGAAAGUGAAGAAGAUUUAGCUAGUACCUUAUCACACGAUGAGUUACUGGAAAUCACGCAAUCUUCUCUAGCAACGUUACUUAGUAAAGACUCGUUCUUGAAAGAUCUUCCUAACGAUAUUAUUAUUGAAGAAAUUUUGUCUCAGAUAGCUGUAGAACAUGGGCAAUCAAUCACAAUUUUUAUAUCAAGAGAAAGUGAGCCAACCUUAAAAGUUAUUAUACGCCAAGACGCGAAGGUUAGAGAUUUGAAGAAAGCAAUUCAGAGACAUUUUGAAUUAUAUCAGAAGAGAGCUGGAAUCAAAACUAAGAUUUCAUGGAAAUAUAUUUGGAAGACUUAUAAUUUGAACUUUGAUAGCAUAGCUUUAGAUGAUAAUAAUGCCAAUAUACAAGAGUAUGGUGUUACAAAUAAAGUAACGUUAAUAUUUAAAAAAAGGAAGAAACAAAAAAAGAUUGUUUAA